Metschnikowia bicuspidata var. bicuspidata NRRL YB-4993 is the source of this 1758-nucleotide messenger RNA. RefSeq lists its product as uncharacterized. The transcript has a single exon. Gene Ontology annotation, molecular function: oxidoreductase activity. NCBI's taxonomy places the organism in Eukaryota, Fungi, Ascomycota, Pichiomycetes, Serinales, Metschnikowiaceae. The record is from RefSeq and is a predicted model, not a curated record. The coding region runs from base 339 to 1517 and encodes 392 amino acids.
UAACAACCACGUCUCCCGCAGCACGUAAAUGUGAACUGGGCCGUGCCUUGCAAAAAAGAAAGCACAGCUCCGGGUUCAUAGUCACUUGGUAUUGGAACCGGUGGGUUUGCAGCAAUCGGGCGGCCCAGGCCGGGGAACGCCGGUGCCUGCACACAAGGAGGGGCUCGCGCGAACAGCCGGAGUCCCGCCAGGGCCGCGGGCCCGCCGCGGAGACCGGCAAAGCCGCGGCCCCUCCGCGGGGUCUGCCGCUGCCGCGCGUGCCCCGGAUUUUCUUAUCGCAAUCUAUAUAAGGCGCAGCGUGCCAGGAUGGACCACCCCCACCACAAAACAACAACAUCAUGCCCGUCUCGGAAUUGCAAGUCACGCCUGCGCUCAACGGUUUUGGCUGCACAAUCGCGUUGCCCAGCUACGCCGAAAACGACCCCUCCAAACUCAACGACACGGACUUCCAGAAGUUGUACGACGCCACGCUCACGUACCUUGUCGUGGUGCUUCCUGGCCUAGCGGACCUCCCGCCAAAAAGCCAAUACAUCUUGACCAAGCGCUUCGACCCCUCCAUUCCGGAGCCGAAGGGCGAAAGCGGCGCCGGGUACGGCCACGGCAAGGAGUUCCGCCACACGCAGUCGGUGCUCCGCAAAGACGGGACCUCCGUGAAGUCACAGCCGCAGGUGCAGAUCUUGGGCCAGGGCCGGUUUGCCGCGGGCGAGCCGGGCAACGAGAACGGCGAGGAAAUCAGCCUCACGCACCCCUCGCACACGUCCUUCCACAAGGACCCGUUGUCCGAGACGCAGAUCCAGCAGAACCACCAGACGCGGUUCUACCGAUGGCACAUUGACUCGGCGCUCUACGACUUGUCGCCGCCUUUGGUGACCACGCUCUUGGGCAUCAAGGUGCCGCCGGCCACGCAGACGCAGACCAUCGACUACGACGACGGGUCCGGUGACAAGUUGUCGCUCACGCAGGGCGCCACGUGUUUUGUCAGCGGGGCCGCGGCGUUCGACCGGCUCAGCGCCGCCGAGAAGGACUAUGCGCUCAACACCACGGUGGAGUACGCGCCGCAUCCGUACAUCUUCAUCUCGCCGGCCAAGGCCGAGAAGGACGGGCUCACCAUGGCCUCGCAGGGCUUGGAGACGCCGCUCGCCGACUUGCCAGAGUGGGAGCAGGCCAAGGUCAAGAAGUUGCCCAUGGUGUGGACCAAUCCGGUCACGCACAGGCACCACUUGCAGAUCCACGGCUGCUGCCUCUACAAGUUGCACACGCGGAACGGCGACAAAACAGACACGUUGGCGUUGGAGGCCGCGCGGGCCAAGGUGCGCGAGUUGAUGCGGCCGGCCAUCGCGCCGCAGAACGUGUUGGCGCACUCCUGGAAAGAGGGCGACUUGGUGAUUUUCUUCAACCGCGGCGUGUGGCACUCGGUGACGGGCGAGUUCAAGGCCGUCAACAACGGCGCGGACGAGAAGAGAUUGAUGCACCAGUGCAACAUUGCCAGCGGCGCGGACCCGGUCACUGUGCGGUGAGCGGCGCCCGGCCAGAACAUGUAGAAAAUAAACGGAAGACCAAGGGACUUGGGUCUCGUAGACAGCGGCCCCGGAGGCAGGCUUCCGGCCGCCGGUAUCUUUUGCCGCCAAUCCCUUCAUUGGCCGGCCUGGUCAUGAUAUUAUUGGGGCCGUCUGGCGCGCGCACGACCGGUGCCGGACAUUGGAGUCUCGGGUGCUCGCCGAGGUUCUGCGGGCAUCACCGGAACCCAUUGCGUUCAUA